AUGUCCUCCUGGGCGGCUCUCAACGCCCGACCUUCGAGCGACGCCCGCGACCAGAGCGCAGCGCUCGAGCAGGCGACAGACGAGGCGCAAGAUGCGGAACACACGGCGAUGUACGAGCAAGCGCUGCGUUGCCAGCAGCGGCACGAGCACGCUGCAGCCAAGACGUUGUACUUGGCGUUACUUCACAGCGCCUUCCGCACCCCUACCCGCUUGGUUUAUCUGUGCUAUAAAAACCUCGUGAGUCUGGAUUUCGAGGUGCAAUCAUUCGAAGACGCUCUGUUAUCGUAUAGUCAAGCGGUAUCGCUGGACGCAACGGACGUGGUGGUGUGGUACCAAAUGGCUACAUCUGCCGUGGAAACAGGAAAGCUGUGGCUAGCCCGGAGGGCUCUGGAAGAAGGGUUCAAGGUAGAUGCAACGUAUUGGCCGCUUGUGGAGACGCUGGCGCUGGUGCUGCACGUGCUGAAGGACGAAGGCGCGUACGAGUGCGUGGCGCAGUAUCUUCGCGAGCGGGACCCGCAGUGCGCUUUGGUGCAAGUGAUUGACGCCAUGCGGCGGUCAGAUGCCGCGCUGGAGACGGAGCUGGAGAUGGAGAGGUUACGUGGUGACAAGUUGGUGCUGAGACGAGCACAAAAGAGGCUGCGACAUGUGGAGACGAUUGUCGAAAGAGGGACGAAACGACGGCGAGAGCUUGAGAGAGAGCGUGCAGACAAGAGGAGGAAGCAGGUGAGAAGAAGGAGGACGUAUACGCUGUUGCAGGCGUCGUGGACGAGACUAGGUGAGCUGCUGCUGGAAGCUUUUGACGAGAUUCAUCGAGACGUUGAGGCACAUGUGUUGCAGACAGAAGUGGAGAUCCGAGUUGGGUUUUGUGAUGAAGAGAUCGAGGAUUGUGCAGCUGAAGAGGCUGAGAAGGAGGUGGAUAGGGAUGGCGACUUGCCGCUGUCGAAUGGCGUACAGUUGAAAGAGCCGGUAGAAGUCACUGCUGCUGCUGGUUGUGACACACCAAUGUUGACGGAGAUCUCGGACAAUGAUACUCAGGACAGCGGUAAAUAUGCGAGUGAGGUGAUGGUGGAUCAGCCUAAGCGACGAAAGUCACGUCGGCGCGAGAAUCAGCUGUGGCAAGAGCAAGCUGCUGCAAUGAAGAAAGCUCGUGAACAAGCUUUGGCGUAUCGCCUGCAAGCUUUCUUGCCCACUAAUGUCGGAGACGAAGAGAAGAAUGCGACGCAGGAAUCGGUCUUGAGUAAGUGGCUUCCUUCGCUUACUGUCGAAAAUGUCAACGGCAAAUUUUGCAUUUUAAAUGCGAGGAAGGAAGUUUUUACAGAACUGGCGUCGUUCGCGAUAUCGACAGAAGAGCCUGCGAGUGAUUCUGAUAUAUCGUGUUCACGGAUGUGUUCUCGUGAACAGGCAGCACACGAGGUGGCGCUUCAACCAGAAAUGGUGACAGCGAGACAAAUUGUAUCGUUUGUCACUGGAAGUGCUGGUGGGACUACGCGUUCGGGUGUGAUAAUUGACUGGAUGCGACGGUAUCUCAAUCAGUGCAGCCAAUGGUCGCUAUUGCACCCUGAUGAUGACGAUGGAAAGAUCCACAAAGUUUGCGCCUGGCUCGAAAAAGCGAUAAAUGGAGACUUGGAUAUCUUAAAAUUAGAAACGAGAACGCAGCCCACUGUCAUAAAUGUUGCGGAUCACUCGCUUAUUCAAAACAGCCGCUUUGAGAGGAAUGGAUUGUCGCCUAACACUCGUCUUUUUCUGCUGGAGCUUCGUUUUGAUACGCUUUUGCCGCGAUCUCUCCGAGGUAGAAAGAUGUGUGGAAUGGAGAAACUGCUGGAGGUCCAGUUAGCUGAAGCGGAAACGCUUAUGUUUGAGUUUGGCUGGCUUGAAAACGCAGAAAAUGUAAUUUGUGACCCGAACGGGAGUGAACUUUUGCGACUGCUUCGGCUUAUCGCACAAAUGCACGAGCGAUGCAGAAACCCUCGAAUGGCUCAGCACUACUUUGCCAAAUACAGAGAGAGAGAGUAG
Messenger RNA from Peronospora matthiolae, 2013 nucleotides. Lineage: Eukaryota; Oomycota; Peronosporomycetes; Peronosporales; Peronosporaceae. The record is from the annotation of a GenBank genome assembly.